Molecule: messenger RNA, 483 nt
Organism: Phytophthora sojae
Lineage: Eukaryota; Oomycota; Peronosporomycetes; Peronosporales; Peronosporaceae
Exons: 1
Coding region: 1-483 (160 amino acids)
Source: RefSeq, a predicted model, not a curated record
AUGGGACUUGCAGUGCAACGCGUUGCAGUGCAAGCGCGAGAAGCGCAAGGCCGUGAUGGGGCGAGGUGGAUACCUUCGCAGGAUCUGUCAUCGGCAGCGAAGCGGCCCCCUGCGGUAGCAUGGUGUAUCGUCGAGGUUGACUGCGGGUGUCCACCUCCUUUCAGCUCGGCCGUCGGCUGCCGACCUCUACAGACUCGGCCGAGGACGCCGCCAUUGAUGGCCGUGGCGCUGGCGCUGAUGGAUUCUCACGCAGCAACAAGCCUCCGUGUCGGUCGUCGUCGCGAGGCCUCGAAACCUGGCUUCGCCGGCAGGACGACGGUCGCCGGAAGCGUGCAGUCACAGGGGUCGGAAGAAACGGAGCCUGUCCCUGGCCUGUCCUCCACGAUGCCACCCACGCCUUGCAGAGCGCGGCCAACUUGGCCCUUGGCCGCCAAGGUCAAGGCGCCGCCAUCAAGCACGGGCCAGCCUUCAGCUUCUUCGUGA